CUCAGAGCGCAAGCGCACUUCUCUAACCACUAGGCCACCACUCUCCUUGAUGAUCCACCACUCCAUUUAAUGGAGAAAAAUGAAAUAUUCAGACACGACAAUGUCUAAUAUAUUUUUUUUCAUCACCAGUAAAUUCAAAUUGGUGGCUUGAAAUGUAGAUAAAAAGGGUAAGUGUACUCUAGAAGUGAGCUUAAGUCUACUGUAGAAGGCAUAUUUGGGUAAAAAAACAACUAUCCCCAAGCUUUGUUAAAUACAAAAUAGGUAAAGUUUUAUUUAAAGGUAUUUGAUUAAUGUAUUUUUGUUUCUGAAACCUAAAAGAUUGCAAACGAUGGACACUCUGGAGGGACUAUGUCUGUCGGCUGACCUGGGAACGCCUUGGGAUUCCCCCGGAGGAGCUGGCCCAAGUGGCUGGGGAGAGGGACAUCUGGGCCUCCCUACUGAAGUUGCUACCCCAGCGACCCGACCCCGAAUAAGCGGAAGACAACGGAUGGACGGACAGACGGGACAAGCAGCAGCAGCAGCAGCAGCACCAGAGAGCCCUUUUUCUACCUGAAUCCAAGCUAAAGCAUGAUUUGUGUGUAUAUAUUCUUCUUGCUGGCCCUAAACAGAGGGGCACUGGGUUCUCUACAGGAUAAGCAAACCGACUUUGGCUUGAAAGUUUUUUCCCAGCUAGUAAUGGAUGUUGUGGACACAAACCUGGCUUUCUCCCCUUAUGGUAUGGCGAGCAUUAUGGCCAUGGCUCAGCUUGGUGCAAAUGGAAACACACAAAGGGCCUUGACUGCAGCUAUGGGCUUUUCUCUGCAAGAGCGAGGAAUGCCUCGACAGCAGCGAUACCUUCAGAGGGAGCUGGCCAGUGAGGAUGGGGUGGAGAUAGUGAGUGGGGUGAUGGUGGAGAGGAAGCUAAAUCUGGAGAAGAGAUUCCGCCGAGCCCUGGCCAAGACCUUCCAGACUCAGCCCCACCAGAUGGACUUCACCAAACCAGAACAGGCUGUUAGCAUUAUCAAUGCAUGGGUCUCAGAUCACACUGCAGCUGCCAUCCCUGAAUUGUUGGAUGCUGGAGCCCUUGAUGAUGAGACCCGUCUGGUCUUCCUUAAUGUGCUCCACUUCCAACGCCUAUGGAAAGUUCCAUUUGACCCCAAACUGACACAGGAGAGAAUAUUCCAUUGUGCUAAUGGUAGUACUGUGCCUGUGCACAUGAUGAGACUCACUGACCACUUUAACUAUGGGGAAUUUGUGACUGCUGAUGGGGUGGAUUACGAUGUAAUAGAGGUACCAUAUGAGGGUAACUCAUUGAGUAUGCUCCUGGUAUCUCCCUUUGAGCCUGAAAUUCCACUGAGUGUUCUCAGUGCUGAUCUGAACAGCCAGAAGAUUCAGAGGUGGAUGUCAGAGCUAAGGAAUGUCAGGAGACAGCUGACCAUGCCAAGGUUUUCACUAAACUCUGAAGUAAAUUUGAAGGGUGCUCUACUUAAAAUGGGACUUGGAGGCAUGUUCAACUUGGCUACUGCUGACUUUACACGGAUAACAUUUGAUGAGAGGCUUUGCAUAUCAAAGGUACUGCAGAAGGUGAAGAUCGAGGUGAAUGAGAGUGGAACCAAGGGUGCAUCAGCAACAGCUGCUGUCAUGUUUUCUCGUAUGGCAGUUCCAGAGAUCACACUGGACCGACCUUUCCUUUUCCUUAUUCAGCACAAGCACACUGGUGCACUUCUCUUCAUGGGCCAGUUCAACAACCCUCAACAAUAACACCAACACACUUUAUGUGACGACUACUGUUUUUAACUCCUCAUGAUGACCAUUAUCCUGAUCAGAAGACCUGUGACACUCAGCAACUACUUGUUUCAGCAAUGGUUAUAUUCAUUAACACUCUUAUUUAUAAUGACUAAAGACACAAAUAUAACAGAACAUCUUUGACUUUAAAUGACAACAAAAAUUAUAUCUAGGCUAUUUAUUUAUUUUUCAAUGUUUAUGGUUGACAAAACGGAGAGGAAAUCGAAGCAAACUUAACAGGCUACUGAUGCCAAUGACAGUUUUGCGCCUUUUAGAAAUAAAUGUGUUUUAUAGAUCAUUUUGUCAGGAUAUUUGAUAAAAAAAUAGGCAUUUUAUCUAUUUAAAGAUUCUGCAAAACUGCAGUGUGUAAUAUUUAUGUAUUGUUUCAAAAGUUUGUAUUUUUGCAAUGUUUUAAUUAAAGAUUUGCGAACUUAUAAACAAG
Molecule: messenger RNA, 2206 nt
Organism: Fundulus heteroclitus (mummichog)
Lineage: Eukaryota; Metazoa; Chordata; Actinopteri; Cyprinodontiformes; Fundulidae
Gene: serpine1
Product: serpin peptidase inhibitor, clade E (nexin, plasminogen activator inhibitor type 1), member 1
Exons: 10
Coding region: 568-1740 (390 amino acids)
Biological process (GO): negative regulation of endopeptidase activity; negative regulation of plasminogen activation; negative regulation of vascular wound healing
Molecular function (GO): serine-type endopeptidase inhibitor activity
Source: RefSeq, a predicted model, not a curated record